GAAGACCCUAAGCCCGCAAUUGACGAAGCAUGCGCGCAAAGCCAUCACUGCCACGGCCUCAAAGCGCGGUUCGAUGCCUGCACGGCGAAGCUGGAGGCCGGUAACGGCGCCCAGGACGAGACGUGCGUCGAGGAGUUUUUCGAUCUUAUG
Messenger RNA from Fimicolochytrium jonesii, 150 nucleotides. RefSeq lists its product as uncharacterized. The annotation marks the transcript as partial. NCBI's taxonomy places the organism in Eukaryota, Fungi, Chytridiomycota, Chytridiomycetes, Spizellomycetales, Powellomycetaceae. The record is from RefSeq and is a predicted model, not a curated record. The transcript is spliced from 2 exons.